Messenger RNA from Aricia agestis (brown argus), 4458 nucleotides. Its product is annotated as furin-like protease 2. The record is from RefSeq and is a predicted model, not a curated record. The transcript is spliced from 12 exons. Gene Ontology annotation, biological process: protein processing. Lineage: Eukaryota; Metazoa; Arthropoda; Insecta; Lepidoptera; Lycaenidae. Gene Ontology annotation, cellular component: Golgi membrane; trans-Golgi network. The coding region runs from base 316 to 4122 and encodes 1268 amino acids. Gene Ontology annotation, molecular function: serine-type endopeptidase activity.
UUGGGGCCGCACGCCUCAGCACACGAAAUUACGUAACGUAACGAUUCUUGUUGCGAUCUCGUGGUACGAUCGGUUAGCUAGAUACAAGUUAGAAAACGUUCGCUUAAAAUUAUUAGCUACUCGCGAUUUUUCCAGUGUUUGUAUCAUUGUUAUCUUUUAAAGUAUGUCCGGUUCGAGUCCGAUUUAGGUCCGGUUUGAUUCCAGUUCGCGUAGAUCUCGCAUAUCCCACAGUGUUUAAAUCCAUCAAGCGACGUAGUAUGUCCGGUUCGAGUCCGGUUUAAGUCCGGUUUGAGUCCGGUGUACCGCUAUGCCGGUAUGCUCGCGUUGGUGGUUCUGUUGACAGUGCUGGACUUGUGUGUGCCGCUGUACCAUGAUCAGUUCGCGCUGCAUGUCCCUGACGGGAAAGCGGAUGAGCUGGCGCACAGACACGGCUUCAUCAAUCAUGGACAGAUUGGGGACCUGAAACAUUUUUACCUGUUCUCGCACCCGCACUUGAGUAAGCGAUCAGUUAACGCGAGUAAGGAGUACAUGCACCGGCUAAAAAAUGAUCCUCAGGUGAGAUGGGUGAUGCAACAGAGAGAGCUGAAGAGGACGAAAAGGGACUACCAGCAGCGGCAUGUGAUGAGGCAGUCCGCACCGUCCUUCCCCGAUCCACUGUUCAAGGAGCAAUGGUACCUGAAUGGCGGGGCGGCAGAUGGCUUGGAUAUGAAUGUUGGGUACGCCUGGCAAAAGGGGUAUACAGGUAAAGGGAUAGUAAUUACCAUACUUGAUGACGGCAUACAACCCAAUCAUCCGGAUUUGCUGCAGAACUAUGAUCCGGCUGCGUCCACAGACAUUAAUGGAAACGACACCGAUCCUACGCCGCAGGAUAACGGCGACAAUAAACAUGGCACCAGAUGCGCGGGCGAAGUCGCCGCGGUCGCCUACAAUAGAUACUGCGGCGUCGGGAUAGCUUACAAUGCGAGCAUCGGAGGAGUGAGAAUGCUAGACGGCUUAGUUAACGAUGCUGUGGAAGCCAAAGCGCUCGGCUUCAAUAGCCACCACAUAGACAUCUAUAGCGCGUCCUGGGGACCCGAGGACGACGGAAAAACCGUCGACGGACCCGGCCCCCUAGCGAGAAGAGCGUUCAUAAACGGUGUCACUAACGGUAGAGGAGGAAAAGGAUCCAUUUUUAUAUGGGCCUCCGGCAACGGGGGGAGGCACACCGAUUCGUGUAAUUGCGACGGCUACGCGAAUAGUAUUUUCACAAUAUCCAUUUCUAGCGCGACCCAGGGUGGCUUUAAGCCCUGGUAUCUCGAGGAAUGCUCGUCGACUUUAGCUUCCACGUAUAGUUCAGGAACACCUGGCAGGGACAAGAGUGUCGCUACAGUAGACAUGGAUGUCCAACUUCGGCCUGACCAUUUGUGUACAGUUGAUCAUACGGGCACGUCGGCUUCCGCGCCUUUAGCGGCAGGUAUAUGCGCCCUAGCACUCGAAGCUAACACGCUCCUCACCUGGAGGGACGUCCAACACUUGAUAGUUAUGACCUCGAGAUCGCAGCCACUAGAACGGGAAGAGGGGUGGAUAGUUAAUGGGGUAAAGAGAAAAGUAAGCCAUAAAUUCGGAUACGGUCUCAUGGACGCCGGUCAAAUAGUAUCAUUAGCGGAACAAUGGGUGAACGUCCCGCCCCAACAUAUCUGUAAGUCGCAGGAAAUAAACGAAGAUAGGUCAAUCGAAACGUCUUUUGGCUACACGAUUUCAGUUCACAUGGACGUAAAUGGCUGUAGCGGCACAAUGAAUGAAGUUAGGUUUUUGGAACACGUUCAAUGUAAAAUUUCGCUAAGCUUUUUUCCAAGAGGAAAUUUACGGAUUCUGCUUACGUCACCAAUGGGGACUACGUCCACCUUAUUGUUCGAGAGGACGCACGACUCGACGAGUUCCAACUUCGACGAUUGGCCGUUUCUUAGUGUGCACUUUUGGGGCGAGAACGCCGAGGGUCGUUGGACUCUGCAAAUAAUAAACGCCGGCAAUAACCACGUCACCCAACCGGGAAUACUGAAAAAAUGGCAAAUAAUAUUUUACGGCACCGCCUCCAAUCCGAUACGAUUACGAAAUAAAAGUUAUUUCAACUCCGAUAACGUUCAACAAGAAGAAAAAACUUAUCAUAUAAACGAUGUUUACGAUAUAUCCGAGUACUCCCAGUUUCUUAACGAGAUCGAAUUAGGCAUGUCGGAUCGGCGUAACUACCAGAAAAAUAUUCCGUCGGCUCAGAGAAAAAACGUAUUAGCGGACGCGAACGAUAAACAAGUUCAGAGAAUGUGCGAUCCGGAGUGCGAUUCCCAGGGAUGCUAUGGCAAGGGGCCAACUCAAUGUGUCGCGUGUAAACAUUAUCGUUUAGAUAACUCGUGCGUGUCAAGAUGUCCGCCGAGGAGUUUUGUUAAUCAAGGUGGAGUGUGUUGGCCGUGUCAUGAAUCUUGCGAAACUUGCGCCGGUGCCGGGCAGGAUUCCUGUUUGACUUGCGCUCCGGCUCACUUGUUAGUUGUAGAUUUAGCGGUUUGCUUGCAGCAAUGCCCCGAUGGCUACUAUGAAGACCCCGAUGCGAAUGCUUGUUUUCCAUGUGCGGAACAUUGCGAUACUUGCUCAGAAAAGGCGGAUAUGUGCUCUUCUUGUGCCCACAGCUAUGUACUAUACAAUGGCUCAUGUCUAGCCUCCUGCCCGUCAGGCACGUUCAGAAAAGAUGACUUCGGCUGCGUGGAAUGUCACGAAUCGUGCGAAUCUUGCACCGGACCGAGCGAAACCGAAUGUAUUUCGUGUCGAAUCGGAGAAUUCGCUUACAAAGGUCGAUGUGUCACUAAAUGUCCUAUCGAAAAUUACGCAGACAUUCAAAGGAGAGAAUGUAUUCCGUGUCCGAUCGGCUGUUGGAAGUGUACUCACUCUGUUUGUUCCGUUUGUCAGACUAAAUGGUUUCUCACAAAAGAGGGGACUUGUCAACCGGAAGGCAACAAUAAAUGUGAUAUCAAUGAAUAUUACGAGGGAGGGCGGUGUAAAAAUUGUCAUUCCACUUGCGAGAAAUGUAGCGGACCGAACGAGUGGGACUGUUUAUCGUGUUCCAGCCCAUUAUUAUUACAGGGAUCGAGGUGUAUCGCGGAGUGCGGACAGGGAUAUUAUCAGACGACGGGCAGCUGCUCGCAGUGUCCACAUAACUGUAAGACUUGCGUGUCGCGCCUCAACUGCACUUCGUGUGUCGGCGCCUUGCGAUUGCAAUCGGGGACCUGUAGAGCCACCUGCGCGCCUGGUUACUACCCGGACGAGGGCACCUGCUCCAAAUGUUACUUAUCGUGCCAAACGUGCACGGGUCCGAGGCGCGAUCAGUGCGCGUCCUGUCCUCCGGAUUGGAGGCUCGCGGCGGGCGAGUGUAGACCGGAGUGUCCCCAGAACUUCUUCCCGUGGAGGGACAGUUGCAAGCGCUGCCACCACUACUGCCAGGACUGCCAUGGCGCUGGACCGCAGCGGUGCACGUCUUGCCCGCCUCACUUCUCGCUGGAGAGUGGACUGUGCGUCGAGUGCCUUAGCUCCCAGUACUACGAGCCGAGAACACGGUCCUGCCGUCCGUGCCACGAUUCCUGCAGGUCCUGCUCGGGACCUGGUCCUACUAGUUGCGUAACGUGUGCUCAUCCUCUCCGUCUAGAUAGAGUGAAUUACAAAUGUCUGCCUUGUUGUACAGAGAAUAGCGUAUCUUUUUAUUUGAACGUUAACGAAACGAAUGACUGUUGCCAUUGUGACAAAGAUGUGGGUGGCUGCUUAAACGGCUCAUCAGCGGGCAAGCGACGCAUUGCGGAAAAUGUCAGUGCCCACGUGACUGCAUCCUUUUUUGUCGACGGCUCCAAGGACCCUCCGAGUUUUUUUGACCAUGAUUUAUUAAUCUGGUCCGGAGCCGGGGCAGGAGUCCUGAUAGUGGGGAUAGCAGUUUUUGUGAGGGUCCGAACAAAGAGGCGUAAUAUCACUUUGUACCCGAAGACCGUGUACUCACAGCUGACCUCUUUCGAGGAAGACUUGACCGGGGCUCUCACGUCCUCCGUUACGUCUUUGAAAGCGAUACCCUGCGACACGUUAAAUUCUAAUAAACUCGAGGAACCAACCUAGCAAUUUGAACCUUAAGUCGAUACAACUAGAUUUAAUUUACACUGCAGACUGAUAUAGGUGUUUCAAUAUAGUUUUAGCUUUUAAACUGUUGGUCCCUCUGCUAAUCGAAUUAUGACCCUGUUUCAUCCCGGGUCUAGGAUGUCCAAAUGUAGGUCCAAAAUAUAUUUUCAGGUAAUAUAUUUAAGUGUUAUAGGGAUCUUGGCCCAAUUCCUGAGGUUUUUAACAGUAUAUCUAUCCAUUAAAACCAUACGUCACAGAGACGCCAUGGUGACGUGGCCAGUGACGUGAUCAUGGCAACGUCUGGCGUCUCUACGUCACCGCAAAGCGGUGUUUUUC